AUGAUAGGCAUCUUUCUACUCGCCAUUAUCGGUGCCACUGGUGCUUUUUGCCAGAAUUUGCACAGCUACGGCUCAUUCUCGUACCAAGGCUGCUCUUCGAUCGACCCGUCUUGCUUCGGAAAUGCGCUUGUGUUUUCUGACAGCCGCCUGACUCCUGAAGCGUGCCAACAUGCCUGCCAAGGUCACCAAUUCGCCGCUCUUCUUCCUGAUUCCUGCCGAUGUGGAGAUGAUGCGAAUGGUGUUCAACCAGCCGACGAGUCAAAGUGUGACUAUCCCUGCGCGGGAGACAGCACUCUCGGCAUGUGUGGGAGCAUCUGCCCAGAGAAUGCACCUAUCAUUGCCAACGUCUACACACGAGUUACACCUAGCCAGGCGCCAGCAUAUGGAAACCCAACAAGCAUUCAAUCUUCUGUCGCGGUGGCUGAUACUUCUUGUACAUCUACCGACGUCUCGUCAGUUGGAGAGCCGUGGCAGCCUCAGAGAAUCACGCCAGAAGGGCCAGCACCAGGAGUUCCAACAUCUUUCGUUGGUCCUGCAUCUGGAGAUCCAGCAGCAUCAGUGAAUCCAACUCUUGGCGCUCCCGCCUCUCAGAGUCCUCAAGAAUCACCAUGCGCUACUGAGAGCAAUACUGGCUUGAGCACGCCUUCUCAGGGCCCCCAAGAUCCCCAGGGCUCCCAGGGACCUCUUACUCCAACUGACAAUGCUCCGGAGCCCAAAACAUUCUCCAGCCCUAAUCAACAAGCUCCAAAUGCGACACCUGCUGCCAAUUGCGCUUCACCUCAACCAGAGUCUUAUUCUGGUGGGAAUGCUCCAGGCUCUCCUGGUGCACAUCUUGGUGGUGUUGAUUCAGCGAAUGACUGUGAUCCUGCUGGAGGGCCAGAUGAAUCUCCUGUCAUUUCCCCCGAGAGCACUCUCUGGCCGUGGCCAAGCAAGAAACCCGAGGGUGAUCCUCCGGUUCCCUCUCACGUUCCGGCAUCAGAUUCUCCUUCUGGGUCCAAUCCUCCUCUCUGUGGCGGAUUCAUCUUGCUGGCAGCAGCAAUUAUCUGGUAA
This is a messenger RNA of Trichoderma gamsii, 1050 nucleotides long. RefSeq lists its product as hypothetical. NCBI's taxonomy places the organism in Eukaryota, Fungi, Ascomycota, Sordariomycetes, Hypocreales, Hypocreaceae. The record is from RefSeq and is a predicted model, not a curated record. The coding region runs from base 1 to 1050 and encodes 349 amino acids. The transcript is spliced from 2 exons.